AUGGCGAGCUACGACUACGACAUGCUGAGGGUGGCCAACAAUUCUCGCAUUGCAACCAUGGAGAGCUACGACAUCGUCACUCAAAUGAUCCACUUGGAGUCUGCGCAGUCGAAGAAGUCAAGCCUCCUGCCUGCGGUGGGUUAUUCGGUCAGAUACGUCACCGUCGCGGGGAUCAUUGCGGGGCUUAGCGCAGUGGUGCUUGGUGCGAUUGGUUUCGUGGGGCAAAUGGCCAAGUCUCCCACCAGGAUUUGUGUCUAUUCACUCGGCUCCCUGGUGUUGCUGAUCGUGGCCAUUUGGCGCUUGAUCUACGCCUUCACAUCCGUGCCGUUAUUGGACGCUGCGGUGGACCAGCAGAUCACCGAGUGGUGCCUCCCCGAGAACAGGAAGUUGUACUAUUCCAAGUUGGAAUGUCCUGUGAGGCGGAAGUACAUCGUCUUGCCCAAAGACAGUCCCGAAUGUGGGCCGGAGUGCGAAGAGAAACUGCAGCUGUUGCAAGACAUGGGCGGCUGCCGCUUCCUGAACAGGAUUUGCGAGGAUCACAGCUUUGACUUCGUGGGGAAGGGCCGCUGUCUGGCCGAAGAGGCCGAUGGGCGACUGGUGCCAGCACCCUAUCGAAAAGGCAGUGUUGAAACCACGGACACCUGCUGUCGCUUAGAGUGCAAUUUGAUGUCCAUUUGCAAGGGGUGCUCUUGCCGGGAUAGGUUCUGUUCAUUCUGUUCGAGUUCGUUGGAUUCACAGGUAAAGUGA
Molecule: messenger RNA, 747 nt
Organism: Durusdinium trenchii
Lineage: Eukaryota; Dinophyceae; Suessiales; Symbiodiniaceae
Source: the annotation of a GenBank genome assembly